CUCGGCUUUUGUUCUGAUUGCUUUAAAUAAGCGCCGAAUUAUACGCGGGUAUUUAUCUAAGAUUAAAUGGCUGAACCUUAAACCCAAUAAGUGUUAAUUUCGUUCUGCCGUAUUUUACAUACAUGUAUAUAAAGCGCUCGGAACAUAAAUGCAUAAAACGAAUUGACUUCAUUAGUAGAGAUUAAACGGUUCGUAAUAUGUACUUAAUUUAAUUCAAUUUUAAUUCGGCAAACAUUACGGAUAGAAAAUUGUGUCUCUGUCACAAAAGCAAACUUGCAUGUACAUUUGGAUCUCUAUCGACUGUGUUCCACGGCAUCAUUUUACUAUUUAAUGGACGUGUUCAUUAUUAAUAAGAUAAUUAUUAAAUCGACAUUAACAGUUUCGCUGUGUUUAAAGCGCUAGGGAAAUAAAACAACACAUUUAUUAUUAAUUUCAUAAUUUUUGUGAUCGAUACAUUCAAAUCUCGGGACUUGGUGGAAAUACGAAUUGCUAUUUCUAUAUGGGUCUAACAUGGUGUGCAGAGUAGAUGAUAGAUGCUAUCAAUGUAUGACCAAGGAAUGUGAAAUCCGUGACAGGCAAUUUAGCUAAGAAGACUUAAUCUAUUGAUUUCAAUUACUGAUCAUUACAAAGAUGGCGACGUUGGCGGAAUCUAACUUCCACGGGCACCACACUCACCGUCUGCAUCACUAUGACAACGGCGAUGACGUAACGGAGACUGAUGACGUCAAAGAUAUGUCAAGCACGUUGACGCUGCAGACGGGUUUCGGAAGUAUGUCGCAGUCUCGUCUAAACCUCCACAACGAGAAGAUGCGCAUGCACUCAAGUUUUCCCAAUCUCCUGAGUAUUUACCAGACGCCCAUCGAAGAGGAAGACGGAGAUAGGCCUCGCAGGCGGGUCAAAGGAAAGCAUAAGAAAUUGACGAAACAGACGCAAGAUGGGGAAGAACAUCACGAUAACAGACAGCGGAAUGAGAUGCGACAGUUGCGAAUGGAAGCUGUUGCUAGGGAACAGCUGGAAAGGUUCGACGACUACGUAAAGCGCUUGCGCAGCAAGGUGGACAAGCAGCGCGAGGAGCGCCGAAAAUACAACGAGGCGCUUCAAGGGCGCCUGCGCGAACAGGAAGAAGUGGAGAAGAAAAAGCUUCGACUUCACCGCGGACCUAAGCACGUGUACGUGCAUGACAAGUCUUACGUGAAAACACUUCCGGUGUCGAAUUACUGCAAAGCGACGCGCUUGGCAGACGAACUACAGCGGAAGGGCGUUCUGCGCACUCGACAAGACGUGGAGAAAUAUUGGUCAUCGUAUGGCAACAGUCGUAUAUUAAACCAGGAUAUAUUCUCGGAAAAUUCAAACAAUUCAGUUAAUUAUACUCAUAAUUGGAUUGGCGAACGUUUGCCUAAGAUACGGGUCGGCGAUGAUGACGACAACGAUGAUGUAGCACUUACCGACGAGCUCGUGCAUAACCGGAAGAAGCAACUUCCGCCAAUCAAGAAGACGAAGACAUAGUUUUUUUGUUGGCGUUCAUUUCAUGUGUGCUGUUCAAAGAGCACUGUUCAUUCGUUAUUGCAUUGCCUGAUUCUUUACUUGUUAUUAAGUAUAUUUUGAUCGUGUUUUGUUCACUUGUUUUUCUACAAAUAAAGCGUUCAACACAG
Molecule: messenger RNA, 1652 nt
Organism: Dreissena polymorpha
Lineage: Eukaryota; Metazoa; Mollusca; Bivalvia; Myida; Dreissenidae
Exons: 6
Coding region: 631-1506 (291 amino acids)
Source: RefSeq, a predicted model, not a curated record